Messenger RNA from Chaetura pelagica (chimney swift), 978 nucleotides. RefSeq names its product ubiquitin carboxyl-terminal hydrolase 17-like protein 6. Gene Ontology annotation, molecular function: cysteine-type deubiquitinase activity; cysteine-type endopeptidase activity. Gene Ontology annotation, biological process: regulation of apoptotic process; protein deubiquitination. The record is from RefSeq and is a predicted model, not a curated record. Lineage: Eukaryota; Metazoa; Chordata; Aves; Apodiformes; Apodidae. Gene Ontology annotation, cellular component: nucleus; cytosol. The coding region runs from base 1 to 978 and encodes 325 amino acids. The transcript is spliced from 10 exons.
AUGGACGAGACUUUGAAAGAUGACAUUGCUGUCAUCGCCACGCGAAUGGCUCCACAAGGAAGCAUGGACUGGCAGGAAAGACCAAGCGUUGGAGCAGGACUUGAGAACUUAGGCAACACCUGCUUCCUUAACGCAGUGCUGCAGUGUCUGACCUACACACCCCCUCUCACCAUCUACCUGCUCUCUGGGGAGCACAGCCAGUACUGUCUUCUGCCAUCCUCCUGCGUGUUGUGCCACAUGCAAAAGCAUGUUGACUAUGUGCUGCGUCCUGGAGUCACUUCCAUCGUGCCUGUGGACAUCAUCAGCGUUCUCAGCUACAUAGGACAGAACCGUUUUAAGAUGGACCGUCAGGAAGAUGCGCACGAGUUCUUACGGUGCACCCUUGAAGCCAUGCAGCUGGCUUGUCUGCCUGAGACCGUCUUGUGCCUGAGCUGCGGAAGGGCUUCUGAGCGCUUUGAGCCCUUCCUGGAUGUCCUUCUGGACAUAAAGGCAGCCGCAUCUAUCACUGAAGCGCUGGAGAACUUUGUGAAGCCCGAGCAGCUGGAUGCCAGAAGCGGCUUCAGAUGUCGCCUCUGUGGCCAGAUAGCUGCCGCCACCAAGACCUCAACCAUCCAUUGGGCACCUGAGGUUCUCACACUGUGUCUGAAGAGGUUUGAAGAUUCCACCGGCGUGAAGAUCACCAAGGUUGUGCAUUAUCCUUCAUACUUGGAUCUUGAGCCAUACAUGUCCCAGGCAUCGGAAGAACCAGUCCUUUACAAGUUGUAUGCUGUCCUGGUGCACAGAGGUCACACCUGUCACUCGGGACACUACUACUGCUACAUAAAGGCCCGAGAUUCACUGUGGUACAAGAUGGACGAUUCGUCUGUGACACAUUCUGACAUCAACACAGCUCUCAGCCAGGAAGCCUAUUUACUGUUUUACCUCAGAUUAGGAAUGAAAGCCUUAGACAUCCCCACGGCUUUGAACAUGGUCCAGUGA